Molecule: messenger RNA, 1784 nt
Organism: Schistocerca americana (American grasshopper)
Lineage: Eukaryota; Metazoa; Arthropoda; Insecta; Orthoptera; Acrididae
Gene: spag
Product: RNA polymerase II-associated protein 3
Exons: 10
Coding region: 150-1631 (493 amino acids)
Molecular function (GO): protein binding
Source: RefSeq, a predicted model, not a curated record
UCAUACUGUGUUUGUUUGUAUAGAUCGUUGAUACAUCGCUGCAUGUGCAAUGUUGUGUGAUUGGCAACGGGAAGGUAAUGCGAAGGUAUAGCUGCAUUACGACUUACGUUGAAGAAAUUAGAUAGUGAGGAAGGUUUUUUCAUGUUGAGAUGGAUCCUAUCGUGUUACAAAAACAGAUUCGUGAUAAUGCUCAGGAUGUACAAAAUUAUAUGUUGGAUUUAAAAAACUGGGAGGAAGAAAUGAAGAGGAAAGAACAACUAUUACAUGAAGAGUCAGCAGAUGACAAGGAUGCUACUCCAGUCCGGUCUAAAGUAAAGCGAAGUUCAACAGGUACCCAUACAGGAACAGAAGAUAACAGGAAACAGGACAAACCUAAAAAAAUUCCUUCAUAUGAUUAUGCAGCUUGGGAUAAAUUUGAUGCUGACAAAGCUUGUGAACUUGUGGAUAGGGAAAUGGAGUACAAAGUUGUAAAAGAUCAUAAAGGAAAGAAUUCAGAGAUUGCAAGUGAACAAAAGAUUAAAGAUGAAGCUUACUAUGAGAAAGAAAUGGGGAAUAAGUUCGUGAAACAACGGAAGUGGACUGAAGCAUUACAGUGUUACACAAGAGCUAUCGAACGGUACUCAUUUGAUGCCAUAUUCUAUGCAAAUCGGGCUUUGUGUCAUCUUAAACUACACAACUACAAAGCAGGAGAGGCAGAUUGUACAAGGGCCUUGGAACUUGACCCAAAGUAUGUGAAGGCCUAUCUCCGACGUGUCACAGCCAGGCUAGAAUUGAAUCUUUUCCAAGAAGCCAGAUCAGAUCUUCAAAAUGUCCUGGAGUUGGAACCAAGUAAUUCAUUUGCGGAAGGGCAGUUGUCAAUGUUAGACCGUAAACUGGCUGAAAAUGAGAAGAAAAUGGAAAAUGAAGAAAAGGUCCUUCAUGAGAAAAACAGUAACACUACUGUUAAUUCACUCAGUGGUACUGAUGAGAAUGAGAGUAAAAAUCUCCAUGGGCAGAACUUCGAAAGUCAGAAUGUUGUUCUUCCAGUGUUCAAGCCACCUCAUCUCCGUUCAAAGAAACCUCUUAAGCAUAUAGAAAUAAAAGAAGUAAUUGUUAAUCGUCUUAACGAAGAUAAAAAGGAACCACAGGUUGUUAGUGAAGACAAUACUUGCAUGAAUACAAUCCCUCGGACUGAAAACCAGGGUGAAGAUAAUAUACAAGAAGAGAAACUGCAUCCGCAAAAGAGAGCUGAUGAUUUGAAUGAAGGAGCUGACAUGCAGCUUCCUCCUGUUCCAGCAUCAUCUGUGCAGUUCAUAAGUGCCUGGAAUACAGUUAAAAGGAGGCCAGGACAAAGAUUUCAUUAUUUGAAGCAAAUUCCUGGUGACAAAAUACCCAGUAUUUUCCGUGAGUCAAUGGAGAGCAAUAUGUUGAGCGAGAUAAUAACAACACUGGUAGAAGAUUUUCUUCAACACAAAGCUGCUGUGUACCCUUACCUUAAAGGGCUGUCAGAAGUGAAAAGAUUUGGAGCUCUGACAAUGUUCCUAUCAAAGAGUGAUAAAUCAGGAUUGGAGAAACUGCUGGUCUCGUGUGAGACAAAUAAGGAAUGCACUGCAGAAGAAGCAGCUAACCUCAGAAACAAAUAUGAACUGUGAAAUAUUUAGCUUUUAGAAUGAGAUGUCAGAGAGAGAGAGAGAGAGAGAGAGAGAGAGAGAGACAUGUGAAUAAUGGUGUUUCAGAAACAUGUAAAUAAUUUUGUAUGCUAUGUGUUUCUUUGUAUUUGUGAAGUAAAUAACUUUGUUACAUAA